UCCGCGGUGGGGCCGGGGGCGGCGGCAGCGGCGGCGCGCGUCUCCUGCGGGAGGGACUUGAGCUGCGUCCCGGAAGUGGCGGGCACCCUGGGAGCGGUCGCCAGGCAGGGGUUUGAUUUCCUUUGCAUGCCCAUUUUCCACCCUCGCUACAAGAGGGAGUUUUUCCAGGAGCCAGCUAAAAACCGACCGGGACCCCAAACACGCUCUGACCUCUUGCUCUCGGGGAGAGACUGGAACACCCUGAUUGUGGGCAAACUGUCCCCAUGGAUCCGGGCAGACUCCAAUGUGGAAAAGGUUCGCAGGAAUUCUGAGGCGGCCAUGUUACAGGAGCUGAAUUUUGGGGCGUACUUGGGACUCCCAGCGUUCCUGCUGCCUCUGAAGCAGGCAGACAACCCCAACUUGGCCCGCGUUCUGUGUAACCACAUCAAUACUGGGCAUCACACUUCCAUGUUCUGGAUGCGGGUCCCGCUGCUGGCCCCUGAGGACUUGCGGGACGACAUUAUCGAGAACGAGGCAGUGCAGGAGAUAGAGGACGAGUCUGCAGGCGAGGAGAAGACCUGGCAGUGGUGGCACAAUUUCCGGACGCUGUGUGACUACAACAAGCGUGUUGCCGUGGCGCUGGAGGUGGGCCCCGACCUGCCGUCCAAUCACGUCAUUGACCGCUGGCUGGGGGAGCCAAUCAAAGCGGCCAUACUGCCCACCAGCAUCUUCCUGACCAAUAAGAAAGGCUUCCCUGUCCUCUCCAAGAUGCAUCAGCGCCUGGUCUUCCGCCUGCUGAAGCUUGAGGUGCAGUUCAUCAUCACAGGCUCCCACCACCAUCCGGAAAAGGAGUUCUGCUCCUACCUGCAGUACCUGGAGUACCUGAGCCAGAACCGCCCUCCUCCUUCUGCCUACGAGCUCUUUGCAAAGGGCUAUGAAGACUAUCUCCAGUCCCCGCUGCAGCCCCUGAUGGACAACCUGGAAUCCCAGACCUAUGAGGUGUUUGAGAAGGACCCUAUCAAGUACUCCCAGUACCAACAGGCGAUAUACAAGUGCCUCCUAGACCGUGUGCCUGAUGAGGAGAAAGAAACUAACGUUCAGGUGGUGAUGGUGCUAGGAGCAGGACGGGGCCCCCUUGUGAAUGCUUCCCUCCGCGCUGCGCGACAGGCCGACAGACACAUCAAGAUUUACGCUGUGGAGAAAAACCCCAAUGCUGUGGUGACGCUGGAGAGCUGGCAGUACGAGGAAUGGGGUUCCCAGGUGACGGUGGUCUCCUGCGACAUGCGGGAGUGGGAAGCCCCUGAGAAGGCUGACCUCAUGGUGUCGGAGUUGCUGGGGUCCUUUGCUGACAACGAGCUGUCCCCAGAGUGCCUGGAUGGGGCAGAGCACUGCCUGAAAGAAGGAGGGGUGAGCAUCCCGGGCGACUACACCUCCUUCCUGGGCCCAAUCUCGUCCUCGAAGCUCUACAACGAAGUGCGCGUCUGUCGCGAGAAAGACCGCGAUCCCGAGGCUCAGUUUGAAAUGCCUUACGUUGUCCGGCUUCACAACUUCCACCAGUUGGCACCCCCGCAGGCAUGCUUCUCCUUCAAGCACCCUAACCCAGACAGAGUCAAAGACAACAACCGCUACCAGACACUGGAGUUCCCUGUGGAUGUAAACACAGUGCUUCAUGGUUUCGCGGGCUACUUUGAGACCACUCUGUAUGGAGACAUCACUCUCAGUAUUCGGCCUGAGACUCACUCACCUGGCAUGUUUUCGUGGUUCCCUAUCUUCUUCCCUCUCAAGCAACCCAUGAACGUGCAGGCAGGUGAGCGCAUUCGCGUGGCCUUCUGGCGUUGCAGCAAUUCGAAGAAAGUGUGGUACGAGUGGGCCGUAGUCUCUCCCAUGUGCUCCGUCAUCCACAACCCCACAGGACGUUCCUACACCAUUGGACUAUGAAAGGAGUCAAGUCCAUUCCCCUUAACCAAGUUCUUCUUGCUGCCAGCCCUGAGACACAAGAAAUCCUCUUUCCACUCAGAGUAGAAUCAGAGACUGUUCAGAGGCCUGGAGGGGCUCCAACCUUGCUGCGGGUGUAGGUCCAGGAAAGGUCCACUCUUAACACCUGCCAUUGUUCCAUGUGUUGCUUUUGGUCUGUGAAAUUUCAAUAAAGUCAUUCAAAUGUG
Podarcis raffonei (Aeolian wall lizard) is the source of this 2141-nucleotide messenger RNA. It is a transcript of the gene PRMT5, whose product is annotated as protein arginine methyltransferase 5. NCBI's taxonomy places the organism in Eukaryota, Metazoa, Chordata, Lepidosauria, Squamata, Lacertidae. The record is from RefSeq and is a predicted model, not a curated record. Gene Ontology annotation, cellular component: cytosol; nucleus. The coding region runs from base 127 to 1917 and encodes 596 amino acids. Gene Ontology annotation, biological process: regulation of DNA-templated transcription; peptidyl-arginine N-methylation. The transcript has 17 exons.